Messenger RNA from Neocloeon triangulifer, 2150 nucleotides. RefSeq lists its product as uncharacterized. The coding region runs from base 90 to 698 and encodes 202 amino acids. The transcript is spliced from 5 exons. Gene Ontology annotation, molecular function: protein binding. Lineage: Eukaryota; Metazoa; Arthropoda; Insecta; Ephemeroptera; Baetidae. The record is from RefSeq and is a predicted model, not a curated record.
GUUAUCAUGGCUGCCGAAUCGAAAAAGAAGAAUAUUUACCAACGCCGCGGCUGAGAGAGCGUCUAGGAUAAUUUUAUGCUUAGAUAAUUAUGGCGUCCAAUAAUUCUUCCAGCUACGAUCGAGUGAUGAGGACCGCGAUUUUGGCCGAUAGUUGUGGUAUUUUGCGGCACAUUGAAGAGCAGACCGACCUCUUCCCUCCCCUUUUCCUCCAGAGCGACCCUGACGAGCUCAAGACUUCGGCCUCUGUUUUUCUGAAAAAGGGCGACUUUUGGAACUCGAUCGUGUCCUUCAACAAGAGCAUCCUGAUGACGUCUGAGGGCAGCGAGGAGCGCGGCUUGCUCUACUUCAAGCGCAGUGGCGUCCUUUUCACCCUGGGCUUUUACCAAGAGUCCAUCAGCGACGCCCAACUCGCCCUGAAGAACAACUGCCCUGAAAAGUUUGCCGCCCGAUUGCACCUGCUAAUCGCUCGGGCAAAGAAGGCCCUGGGUCUGAAGGAUGAGGCCGAGGAGGAGAUGAAAACCAUCAAGCAGAUCAUUGACAAAAUGAAGAUCAAACCCGAGGCAAAGUUGAGGGGCAAGGACUGCCUGAGGAAGGAGUUUGAAGAGAAACACAAGCCUGUGAUGCCUCGCAUCAGGGUCGAGUACCUGCCGCCGCCUCCUCUGACUAGCGGUCCGAACCCUGAAGACCCUCGAGUGUAGGACGCUCUCACCAUCAAGAAGGACAACAGUCUGAUUGCCAGGAGGAGGAUCAGCUUAGGUGUUGUCCUGGUCGUAGAGGACCCUUUGUUUUACAUCAACUCGUCCAUGAUCACAAGCCUCGAGCCCAGCUGGAUCCAUUGCUCGGAGUGUAUUAAACAGUGCCUCAAUCUGCAGCCUUGCUCAACUUGCUCACUGGUGUUGUACUGCAGCCAGAAAUGUGCAGACGAUGCGUGGCAGAAGCACCACAAAGUGGUGUGUGCCCCGGCCUAAAAGAUUUUCCACGAGUUGGCCAGCAAGGAGAGCGAUAAAGCCAAUGGUUGUAGUGUUGUGCGAGUGUCCAACCAGGCCCUGGAGAUGUUGGCAGCUUUUGGCAAGGACAACUGUGUUAGGGCGCUCGUCGAUGGCCAAGUCUCGAGCGACGCCUCCCCUGAACUAAAAAACUUUUUGAACCUUGAGAAGAUUCAAGUCAUGGCGGAAAUGGCCACUUGUGAAGUUGGAGUGUCCGAAACUUUCGAGAAGGUCGUGGAGAGCAUCGACGGCCUCGACAAGGACAAGAAGGCCAGUCUGCUUGAGUUCCUCCAGAGGGCCAUGCCCAUCGUCCUCACCUACAGUGGACUCUUUCGUGACGCGUUGCUGGAGUGCAAAAAUGACGAGUUCAGCGUCUGCAAAUUAGGAGUCGUCGGCCACAGCUUCUACCCUCGACUCAAGUCUGUUCCUGUAGGGUGUGAAGUGAACGCCGCGCUUUGUUCUCACCUGAAGACCUUUGUUCUGAAAGCCCUGAGGCCCAUUGACGCUGGCGAAAGGAUUUACUUCAUUUCCCCCUUUCACUUCAGGAAACCCCCAAAGCCUCAAGGCAAGUUCAGUACAAGGAUUGGUACGGGCCGAGCUACAAAUGCCAAUGCAGGCCGUGCAACGAGAAUUGGCCUCUGUCGGAGAACCAUCCUCUCGCCCAUGACUUCAUCAAGAGGAAUCCCAAGUACAAAAAGAGCGGACUGCUGAAGGAGCUUCCGGCUUUGACCAAGGACUGGAUGAAGCAGCUCCCCCUGAACUGGUUCACCCCAGACAAACUUGACUUGUGCAAUAGAAUCCUCGAGUUCUACGUAGGAAAGAGGAGAGAUGAUCUCCAGUGCCACAUUGCCAUUGAUCUGCUGGCGCGGCACUUCCACUCCAGCACCAAGAGGUACUUCGAAGGCGACAACAAUGACGCCUUGCCUGACCUUGACCACUGCCUCGUCUUCAAAAAAAUUGAAUGACUUCAUAUAUAGUUUUGACCAAUAAUAAGGUGCUGAUUUAAGUUUUAUUCUGACUUAGUCUUAUAUAAUUAGUAAAAGCGCCUAAACUAAGUAGUACAAUCUGUUGAUGGUUUAUGAUUAAUUAAUUGCAACGUUUUUUAACACAAAACUAAAGCUUGUCUACCAACAAUAAAAUUAUAAUCCUUUUAUCCUUGUUAAA